Molecule: messenger RNA, 1226 nt
Organism: Exophiala viscosa
Lineage: Eukaryota; Fungi; Ascomycota; Eurotiomycetes; Chaetothyriales; Herpotrichiellaceae
Exons: 3
Coding region: 160-900 (246 amino acids)
Source: RefSeq, a predicted model, not a curated record
CUUUAAGACAUCAUCUAGGUUGCCGUCAUAUCAAGCUCUUGAGUCUUUUUGGUGGUGAAAGGAGGCCGGGGUUGCAAUAGAGGAUCAUGUCUACGUCUGUAUAGCAGGCAUCUUGAAGGAAGUGGGCUAUCAUCUUGGGCCCAGGGGCCGGCGCUCGUCAUGGCUAAACGCGCCGGAACACGAAUGCAAGGCUGGUUGACAGUAGCAGCCACAGCUACACUUACCGGAGCAGUGCUUAUAGCACCCCGAGUUUCAAUUGUUCGAAGGGAAGACGCUACAAUCAUCAAGUACAAUCAUCUGAAGCCUAAAGACUUCGUACCCGCUCCAGCAGAAAAGGGCCUAAUCAUCACACCCUCUCCCAAACCACCACCCCCUUCAUCAGCAAGUCCGACUAGUCCAGCCUCUCAUAAGCCAUUUUCCGACGAAGAUUGGAUCCUGGACACCGGCGCAAUGACACAUGUAUGCACCAAUCGCACCCUCCUACACAGCUACACGUCGCACGAUCUCUCCGGUAACAAGUACAGUUACAAACCAGUAGCAUUCUUCGGUCCGAAUGCCGCUGCAAUUGUCGGUAACGGAAACUGUACAUUGGCAUUACCGUCUCUAUCGCCGUCGAACGCGCCAGCACCAACCGCAGCUGCUGGUAACAGUGCCGGUGUCGUCGUCAACUUCAUCACCAUCAAACACGUCAGCCAUAUUCCGACAGCGGGUUUGAAUCUGAUCAGUUGGUCGCAGUUGAAGAGGGCUAGAGGUCUUAAUCUCAGACUCGUCGAGGACGACGACGGAAGUCUAAUUGUGAGAAAUCACGACCAACCGGUCAUGCGCUUCGAGCUCAGGAAUGGACUGUAUUUCCUGGUCCAGAUGCCUUCUCUUGAAGUCGCGCAUCCUGCCGACGGCUGAGUUCAUGAUCCCAGCAUGAACCGAGCGCAACGCCACUAUCGGGAAAGAUCGCCAACACCAAGUCCAUGCGAUGCAGGAAUUCCCAUCACCUUGUGCAGGUGCACCGGCCCGGGAAGAUGAUGUCCAUGGCUUUCAAUACGUUUCCUGUUUUUUUGGACUCCGCAAAGCCAUUACAAGUCGUUUGAGGGCCCCCGGAGGCAAAAUCUCACCGGCUCAUCUGACCUCGAGACGGGCUCCUAACGGUUCAAACGAGCAUAGACAGGGCGUUUGAUGAACUCCAAACACCUUGUCACUCACUCUACUUCCGGGACGACACCAUUGCCUCU